CCCGGCCGCGCGCUCGCGUUCCGGCGCGGCCAUGCUGGCGGAGGGGCCGGCACCGAGCGAUGCGGAAUUGGGGGGUUCUGGGGGGCGCGGCGGCGGCGCUGGCAGCCGGGAUUUAUGUCCUGUGGGGCCCCAUCACCGGCAGGAAACGGCGCCGGAGAGGCCUUGUCCCGGGCCUCCUGAACCUGGGCAACACGUGUUUCAUGAAUUCCCUGCUCCAGGGCUUGUCCUCCUGCCCCUCCUUCAUCAGGUGGCUGGAGGAGUUCACAGCUCAGUACAAGACUGAGCAGGACAAACCCCGGGAUCAUCAGCACCURUCAGUCACUUUGCUGCAGCUCCUGAGAGCUUUAUCCUGCCAGGAGGUGCCAGAGGAUGAUGUCCUGGAUGCCAGCUGCCUGCUGGAAGUGUUGAGGAUGAACAGGUGGCAGAUCUCCUCCUUUGAAGAGCAGGAUGCCCAYGAGCUGUUCCAUGUCCUGACCUCUUCCCUGGAGGAUGAACGGGAUCAUCAGCCCCGUGUGACCCAUCUGUUYGAUGUGCAUUCCCUGGAGCAACCAGAAAUAACCCAAAAGCAAAUAAGCUGCAGGACAAGAGGAUCCCUUCCCCCUGUGUCCAACCACUGGAAAUCUCAGCACCCUUUCCAUGGAAGGCUGACCAGCAACAUGGUUUGCAAACACUGUGAGCACCAGAGUCCUGUGAGGUUUGACACCUUCGACAGCCUCUCGCUGAGCAUUCCAGCAGCUGUGUGGGGUCGUCCCAUGACGCUGGACCAUUGUCUCCAUCACUUCAUCUCCUCAGAGUCUGUGAAGGAUGUCGUGUGUGACAACUGCACCAAAAUCCAGGCAGAAGGAAUUCUGAAUGGACAGAGCAUAGAAAACCAGAGAACAACGUUUGUUAAGCAAUUAAAGUUGGGAAAGCUGCCCCAGUGUUUGUGCAUCCACCUGCAAAGGCUGAGCUGGUCAAACCAAGGCACCCCCCUGAAGAGACACGAACACGUCCAGUUCAAUGAGUUCCUGGUCAUGGACAUCUACAAAUAUCGGGUUCCCAGUCCCAAAUCCAGCCAGGAGCAGCUCAGCCAGAAAAACUCCGAGGAGACCAUGCCUGGAACAAAGGAUGGGAGAGCUGGGAAACCUUCAGAAGCAGAACAACCACUYGGUACCAAACCUCUCUUCAUGAAUGGUGCCUCCUCUUCYUCCUCCUCCUCCUCGUUUUUAAUGUCCCCAGGAGCUUUUCCACUUGCUGCAUUCCCUGAGUGCAGGGCCCCGCUGUACCUGUACCGCCUGAUGGCCGUGGUUGUGCACCACGGGGACAUGCACUCGGGACACUUCGUCACCUUCCGGCGCGCGCCGGGCGCYCGCAGCAGCCAGUGGCUCUGGAUCUCGGACGAGUCUGUGCGCAGGGCCAGCCUGCACGAGGUGCUGGCUGCCAGUGCCUACCUGCUCUUCUACGAGCGUGUUCAUGGCCGGGCCCAGCCGCAGAGCCCGGCCCAGCUCUGAGCCAGGGAUGGUCCCCAGCCCUCGGAUUGGCACCUCUCCGUUAUGCAAACCCCCUGCUCCRGGCUCCUUUCCCUGUGGGAUCGGCUGGGAGUUGUGUUUUGUACCCAAAUCCUGCUGUUCCAGGGUCGUGCAGCCCCAGGUGUGCGUUGAGAUGAGUUUUUCUGCCUUGGCCCCGGGCUCUGUUCCACAUCCUGACACCGCACUUUUUUCCCAGGGAGAUGCUUUAUCCCACACAUUUCACUGCAGGGGGAGCCCUGGAAGGGGUUUGAAUUGGGUUUUUCCCCAAUCCCUCCCCCCAGUCCCUCCCCUGGCAUCUCUCCAUAUGCACCCACAGCCCCUCCCCGUUCCCUUCUCCGUGGCAAUGGCUGGGAAUUGUGUUUUGUACCCGAAUUCCCGGAGCUGUUCCAAUGUCGUGCAGCCCCCACUGUGUGAUGAGAAGCCUUUAUCUGGCAGGCAGGGAUUUUAUCCCAGGGCUCAAUUCCCAAUUUUUCCCAGCGAGGAGCCCUGGGAGGGGGCGAUGGGAAGCUGCUGUUGGCAAUGAUUUAAGACACRAAGUGCCUUGAGCUUCCCCAAACAGCUGCAUUGCCACUGUCCYGGCCCUCUGCACAUCCACUGUGUCCUGGGAAUGCCUCACAAUUGUGGGAUGAGCUCCAUGGAAUCCCAUUUCUCCCCAGAUCCCAACUAAUCCACCCAUCAAGUCAAGGCAUCUCCACAGCCAGCCACGAUCCAAAAGAUUUCCCUGUUCACAUGAUUUCCCCACUCCUUUAGUUCUUUAUAAAGUCCUUCUCCUGAUUUAAAACGCAGUUUGCUUUAUCCAGGAGAUAAUUUUGUAUCUAUUACGAGCUGAAACCUUAAUUUAUUGCUCCAUACCUUUGGAAUAUAGCUGGAAUCAGCACAUGGAAGUGUUUGCUAGUGCUCAGUAUUGUCAUUUUCCUUYAGCACUGUUGAAUACAGUCGUUUUGUAGCAUCAACUACAACUUUUAAUGCUGUGAUUUCUGAGCUGCUGUAACUGUUCUAGACUCGCCCUUCCCAUUUUAUUGCUGGAAUCUUCCAUUCCCAGCAAAGCUCCUGGCUUGCAGGUGAGCUGUAGAGCAGCCCCUGGCCUUGUUAAAUGGAACAUAAACAACAGGGCCAGGACUGGUGAGCACUUAGUGGUCUCAUGAAGAAAUCUGGGAAUCCUGGUGUCAUUGUAUCAGCUCCAGGCUGCCCUGUAAAUAGAAAUAAGGGGAAUUCUGCUGCUUUGGAUUGUUUGAUGUUUAAAAAAAUCCCAAACAAAGCACAGAGGGAGAAGCAGCARAAGUCCUCCUUUAAAAACCUGCUUUUAAAUGACCAGGAAUAAAAUCUGUAGGUUGUUUUUAGCUCUGUCUUUGUAAGCUUGGAGGAGAAAAUCCCUCAUCAGACAAGCUUUUUUUCAGUGUGAAGUUUUCAAAUAAAACCUGUCUUAAAUAGUUUUUUUUUUAGGGCAACUUUGUACCUCAUGAAUUCAUAGUGCUGCCCAAAGCUUGGGAGUGUUCACACUUCCUCAGGAGAGGCUCCAAACCAGCCAAAGCAAGAGUAGCAAAAUGGGUGGAUAUGCAAAAUUAUUUACACAACUCAUCAUUCCAGAGUCUGGAGCACAAUUCCUGCUCCAGGUAAUGCUCACAGUGCAUAAAUGUUGAUAAAUCCACUGCUGGACUGGGUCCUGGUUCCUGGCUGUGCUGCACAAGCAGUAGCUUGGUUUUAAUGUGUUUUAAGUUUAGAAAAAUGUCUAGAAAACCAAGAAAACAAACAAAAA
Malurus melanocephalus (red-backed fairy wren) is the source of this 3264-nucleotide messenger RNA. RefSeq names its product ubiquitin specific peptidase 30 (gene USP30). Gene Ontology annotation, biological process: protein deubiquitination. The transcript is spliced from 13 exons. The coding region runs from base 60 to 1490 and encodes 476 amino acids. Gene Ontology annotation, molecular function: cysteine-type endopeptidase activity; cysteine-type deubiquitinase activity. Gene Ontology annotation, cellular component: cytosol; nucleus. NCBI's taxonomy places the organism in Eukaryota, Metazoa, Chordata, Aves, Passeriformes, Maluridae. The record is from RefSeq and is a predicted model, not a curated record.